CGCUAAAUGUCUCUGGCUGUCUCUGGCCAUACCAGACUUGCUGAUGAGGUGGUAUUGGUAUUGACAGUGGCUGGCUGGUACGCGAUGGACCAGCCAGUGCAAGAGCGGCUCACGUGAGAAGCGAAAGAACCUGCCCUAGAGGCGCGUAUCGAAAAACUUAAAAAACUUGCACAGGCAAUAUCGUUUCUUUCAUUUCAUCGAUAUCGUUUGCAUCCCUACAAUGUCUUUCAACAUCGCAUCUCUUGAGCAGCACCUUUCCACCAGGUCUUACGUUGAAGGGUACACCCCAUCGCAAGCAGAUGUUCACGUCUUUAAAGCGAUUACCGCUGCCCCUGACGCUGGAGCACAUCCUCAUGUGACAAGGUGGUACGCCCACAUCAAAUCUUACAGUGCCGAGCACGAUGGCCUUCCGGGAUCUAGUACCGCCGGCCAGAAAUUCACCGAGGCUGCUCCCGUUGCAGAAGCAGCGGCUGAAGAAGACGAUGAAAUCGAUCUUUUCGGAGAAGAAGAUGAAGAAGAAGAUGCUGAAGCAGAGAGAGUCAAGGCCGAACGUGUUGCCGCCUACCAUGCCAAGAAAGCCAAUAAACCGAAGACGAUUGCGAAGUCUGUCGUGACUCUUGAGGUAAAACCCUGGGACGACGAGACGGACAUGAAGGCUCUAGAAGAAUCCGUUCGAUCUGUUGAGAUGGAGGGCCUUGUAUGGGGCGCCAGCACGCUCGUAGCGAUUGGUUACGGCAUUAAGAAGCUUCAAAUAACGUUGGUUAUUGAGGAUGAACUCGUCUCUCUCGAUGACUUGCAAGAGCAGCUUGCUGGACUUGAGGACUACGUCCAGAGCACUGAUGUUGCUGCCAUGCAAAAUUGUAAAAUAUCUUUACGAAUCGGGUUGUGUCUUGUUGUCUGUGCCAUCAAGUGUAGGGUCUAGCUGUAUCGCCGUAUUCGAAGAAGUGUAGUAACUGAUAAAUGGAAAUACCCGGUGGGGGUUAUAUGAUCUUGGAAGGUGAUGGGGAUAACUGAAUUUAU
Messenger RNA from Serpula lacrymans var. lacrymans S7.9, 1020 nucleotides. RefSeq lists its product as uncharacterized. Gene Ontology annotation, biological process: translational elongation. Bases 221 to 922 code for a protein of 233 amino acids. The record is from RefSeq and is a predicted model, not a curated record. Gene Ontology annotation, molecular function: translation elongation factor activity; guanyl-nucleotide exchange factor activity. Gene Ontology annotation, cellular component: cytosol; eukaryotic translation elongation factor 1 complex. NCBI's taxonomy places the organism in Eukaryota, Fungi, Basidiomycota, Agaricomycetes, Boletales, Serpulaceae. The transcript has 5 exons.